This is a messenger RNA of Elaeis guineensis (African oil palm), 2397 nucleotides long. RefSeq lists its product as uncharacterized. The record is from RefSeq and is a predicted model, not a curated record. Gene Ontology annotation, biological process: protein phosphorylation. Lineage: Eukaryota; Viridiplantae; Streptophyta; Magnoliopsida; Arecales; Arecaceae. Gene Ontology annotation, molecular function: protein serine/threonine kinase activity; ATP binding.
UUAAAAUAGGGAGUGGGAAUAGAAGUUCGCUUUAGAGAGCGACCGGGGGUAUAAUUUGGCUUAUCUUUUGUCGACCGCGUUCUAAGAGAAAGGUGGGGAGGAGGCGGUACAAGGCGUAGUUGCGGAGAGUCAAAGCGACGGUACUUCAGCUCGAACCGGUGGCCGAUAGAGAUUGAAAGGGGUAAAAAAAAAAAGAAAAGAAACUCCCGAUUGUCGACGAUUUCGAGGUCCAGAUCGCAAAAGAAAACGGGACAUAUGUUGGGAAAUUUAGUGUGAAAUCUUGGAGUUUUAGGUGUUGGUCCUGCUUAGAAAUGCGAUUUCGCGCUGGUAUUAGAUCAGCUGUAUAGGUUAAUAUUUUGAUCGCAUACAAGAAAUUGUGGUUUUGGUAACGAUGGUGUUGUGAUUGAGAUGGAUUCUGCGAGGAGCUGGUUCCAAAGGUUCCAACCUAGGGAUAAGUCGAAGCCUAGGCCCACAAAGAAGAUGGAUAUGGACAGUGGGAAAGAUUUGCAGAAGCCUCCAGUCGAUGAUGCACCUUCAAGCGCUACAAAACAAAGGGUUGCUGCUGCAAAGCAGUACAUUGAGAAUCAUUACAAGACACAAAUGAAGUCAUUGCAAGAUCGAAAAGAGAGACGCUGGAUUUUGGAGAGGAAGCUUGCUGAUGCUGAUGUUUCUGAGGAAGAGCAAAACAAUUUCCUUAAGCGUUUAGAGAAGAAGGAAACUGAAUACAUGCGUCUUCAAAGGCACAAGAUGGGAGUGGAUGAUUUUGAACUGCUGACCAUUAUUGGAAGGGGGGCAUUUGGAGAGGUGAGACUUUGUAGAGAGAAGAUCACUAGGAAUGUUUAUGCAAUGAAAAAGCUUAAAAAAUCUGAAAUGCUUCGGAGGGGUCAGGUGGAACAUGUGAAAGCUGAAAGAAAUCUUCUUGCAGAGGUUGACAGUGCUUACAUUGUCAAGCUCUACUGCUCUUUUCAAGAUGAAGAGUUUUUGUAUCUUAUCAUGGAGUAUCUUCCUGGUGGAGACAUGAUGACUUUACUUAUGCGCAAGGACACAUUGACAGAAGAUGAGGCCAGGUUUUAUGUUGCAGAGACGGUUUUAGCUAUUGAGUCUAUUCACAAACACAACUACAUUCAUAGGGAUAUAAAGCCAGACAAUUUAUUGUUGGAUCGAAAUGGCCAUAUGAAGCUUUCAGAUUUUGGGUUGUGCAAGCCUCUUGAUAGCAGUAGUUUUCCAAAUCUGAAUGAGCCUGAAUAUGCAAUGGGAAGAAAUAUCAAGCCUCCAUUAGAGAGUAAUAAGCAGCUGAGCACCUCUCCCGCACCCAAGCGUACACAGCAGGAACAGUUAUUACAUUGGCAGAAAAAUAGGCGGUUGUUGGCUUAUUCAACUGUCGGUACCCCUGAUUACAUUGCUCCAGAAGUUUUAUUGAAGAAAGGAUAUGGGAUGGAGUGUGAUUGGUGGUCACUUGGAGCAAUUAUGUAUGAGAUGCUUGUGGGUUACCCGCCAUUUUAUUCUGAAAAUCCAAUGUCAACCUGUAAAAAGAUUGUAAAUUGGAGAAAUUACUUAAAAUUCCCUGAAGAGGCAAAGCUUUCACCUGAAGCUAAAGAUCUCGUCAGCAGACUUCUGUGCAAUGUAGAGCAAAGGCUUGGAACCAAAGGAGCCCAUGAAAUAAAGGCGCAUCCAUGGUUUAAAGGCAUCCAGUGGGAUAAACUGUAUCAGAUGAAAGCUGCUUUUAUACCAGAGGUUAAAGAUGAGUUGGAUACUCAGAACUUCGAGAAGUUUGAGGAGACUGCAGCACCGAUGCAAACUUCAUCAAAGUCUGGCCCAUGGAGAAAGAUGCUGAAUUCCAAAGAUGUGAACUUUGUGGGUUAUACUUACAAAAACUUUGAAAUUGUGAAUGAUCAUCAAGUUCCAGGCACUGUUGAGUUGAAGAAAAAGUGUAACAAGCCAAAGAGGCCGACCAUCAAAUCAUUGUUUGAGUCAGAUACGUCCGAUCAGCCAGCCAAGGGAAGCUUUCUCAACCUGUUGCCAACUCAAUUAGAGGUGUCUGAAAGCCUUGAACCGUCUCCUCAUUCCAGCAUUUCUUCUCCAGAUCAAUCUCAAUCUCGACAUAGAUAGUGAAAAGAGUUUCACAAGCUAAUUGUUAAUAGUCAAAGCAAAUUAAAAGGAAAUGAAUUUCCUGUUUUGUUAUACUGUCCAGUGAGUUUUUGUAACCCAGUUCAUUCCAUAUGCUUUCGUGUUGAACCUUCCAUCCCUCUUCCAUUACCCUGGAGUCAGGGAAGGUGAGGUAUUGGUUUGGUUAAUUGUGCAAUUGCUGUUUAAGGGUGGAAUUAGAUUCUUUAAUUCUUGUAAUUUGGAUCUUUUAACUGAUGGAGAAAGCUUAAUAUCGUUCGUAUUUAGACUCUA